UCAACAUUACACGUAGACACGCACACACACGUGGAGCUAGAUAUCGAUCGACCGCCAGUAGGCCGGAGAGGAGAAUCCAUGGCCGCCACCGCCGCAUGCCGGACCGUUGAGGGGAGAUGGAAUCUUGCCGGCUCCACGGCGCUCGUUACCGGCGGCAGCAAAGGGAUCGGGCAUGCGAUCGUGGAGGAGCUGGCCGGGCUCGGGGCUCGGGUGCACACGUGCUCCCGGAGCGCGGCGGAGCUGGAGGAGUGCCGGCGGCAGUGGGAGGGCAAGAACCUCCGGGUCACCGUCUCCGUCUGCGACGUGUCCGUGCGCGCCGAGAGGGAGAAGCUCAUGGAUACGGUGAAGCGAACCCUGGGCGGCAAGCUGGACAUCCUGGUGAACAACGCGGGGCAGUCCAUGGUGAAGGCGGCGACGGAGUGCACCGGCGAGGACUACGCGCUGGUGAUGGCCACCAACAUCGAGUCGUGCUUCCACCUCGCGCAGCUGGCGCACCCGCUCCUCCUCCGCUCGGCCGGUGGAGGGGCGAGCAGCGUCGUCCACAUCUCCUCCAUCGCCGGCUUCGUCGGCUUCCCGGGCCUCGCCGUCUACUCCAUGACCAAGGGGGCGAUGAACCAGCUCACUCGGAGCCUUGCCGCCGAGUGGGCCGGCGACGGCAUACGCGUCAACUGCGUCGCGCCGGGCGGCAUCAACACUGACAUCGCCAAAGACAUGAUAACGAGGGACCCGGAGAUUGUGAAGAGCCAGGCCACGCAGCUGCCGAUGCAGCGGCUGGGCGAGACGGAGGAGGUGGCAUCGGUGGUGGCCUUCCUCUGCAUGCCAGCGGCGUCCUACAUCACCGGCCAAGUCAUCUGCGUCGACGGCGGACGCACCAUAGCUUAAAAUCGCGCCGAACGUCCUAUCCGAUAAAAACUUGAAAAGUCACAUCAUUCAAAGCUGUUGUACGGAUAAAAAAAUUGUGUCGAAUCAUACCAUGUAGUAUGUUUUUUU
This is a messenger RNA of Triticum aestivum (bread wheat), 990 nucleotides long. Its product is annotated as noroxomaritidine/norcraugsodine reductase. Bases 79 to 882 code for a protein of 267 amino acids. The record is from RefSeq and is a predicted model, not a curated record. The transcript is spliced from 3 exons. NCBI's taxonomy places the organism in Eukaryota, Viridiplantae, Streptophyta, Magnoliopsida, Poales, Poaceae. Gene Ontology annotation, molecular function: oxidoreductase activity.